AUGAGUUCUACAUUAGAGGCUUCAUCAAGUAAAGAGAAAUCAAAUGAAGGAACAUCACAAACAAUUAGACGGUCAAAAAGAUUAGGAGAUGGUAGAAAUUCUUUUAAUGAAUUUGAAGAUCCAAAUUUUGACAGAGUUAGAGAUAGAGAUGGUGAAAAAAUUCAUAUUGGUCCUUUGUUUCAAGCAGACAUACCAGAUAUGUUAAAAGAAGGUGAAGAAGAUAAAAUGUAUGAUAAAUUUAAAAAUAUGGAAGUUUUAUGGGAUCCAAAAAAGCUUCACAUUGAAUCAUUAAGUUCUUUUGAUAAAUUGAAAUUAGAUGGUUUUUUAGUAGCAGCAGAAGCUUCUGGAAUAAAUUAUACUGAUAGUUUGCAAAUAUUAGGACAACAUAAUUAUGAUCCUAUGGAAGCAUGUAGAUAUAUAGAAAGUUUUGAACCCUAUCAUUAUAUAAAACCUUUUACGGAAGAAGAAAUUAUUGCCUAUAAUUCAGCAUUAAAACAUUCAAAAGAGAAAAGGUUUAAAUUUGUUGCAUCAAAAAUUGGAAGACCUUUAAAUGAGGUUGUAGCUUAUCAUUAUUCAAUGAGAAAACGUAGUUGCCAUAUGUGCAUUUUAGAUACAAAAGUUUGCACAUGUUUUACGGUUGAAAAAUAUUAUGGUGAUAAUAUAGUAAAGGAUAGAAAAGAUUGUAUGAAUUGUUAUCAAAAAUUUUAUGCGGAUGAGAAAGCACUUCCACUUAAACCUAAUGAUAUAGGUAUCAUAAAAUUAUGUAAACCAUGUGAGGUAUACAUAAGAUAUACAGGUACUUGGAGGAAACCUGUUCUAGAAUUUAGUCAACCAACUGAAGAUUAUGAUAUGAAAGAAAAAGUUGAAAUUGGGGAGCCAUAUAAUUCUUUAACAACAGUUGAAGAUGAUGAAGAGAAUAUAUGUUUUUAUAAAACAGAAUCUAGUAAUUUUAUCAGUCGUAAUAGACGACCAAUUUUUCCAGAUAGUCAUAUGGUGGCAAUAAUUCAUGAAAUUACCAAUUUUGGUAAUGAUAAAGAUGCAAUUCUUCUUGAAUUAAAAAAAAAGCACAAUAUAACUGAAUAUACAAAAGAUGAUAUUGACUAUUUUAUAACAUUCUAUUCCUUAGAUUAUAACAUUCCAUUCCUCAUUGAGGUUGCCAAUACAAGACGGCAUGUUGCCGCAAAUUCCACAGCAGGACAAAAUAAAUAA
Molecule: messenger RNA, 1209 nt
Organism: Strongyloides ratti
Lineage: Eukaryota; Metazoa; Nematoda; Chromadorea; Rhabditida; Strongyloididae
Product: ELM2 domain-containing protein
Exons: 2
Coding region: 1-1209 (402 amino acids)
Source: RefSeq, a predicted model, not a curated record